GGACGCUGGCCCGCAUUCGGCCUUCCGCCCAGCUGAGCGCACAAUGUGUCACUCUCGCAGCUCCCUCCCCACCAUGACCGUUCUGCGGGCCCCGACCCCCGUCUCCUCCACCAGCCCCGGACCCCGGCGGGGCUCUGGUCCUGAGAUUUUCACCUUCGACCCUCUCCCGGAGCCCGCGGUGGCCCCUGCCGCACGCCCCAACGCCUCCCGCGGGCAUCGAAAGCGCAGCCGUAGGGUCCUCUACCCACGAGUGGUCCGGCGCCAGCUGCCAGUAGAGGAUCCGAACCCUGCCAAAAGGCUCCUUUUUCUUUUGCUCACCAUUAUCUUCUGCCAGAUCCUGAUGGCUGAAGAGGGUGUGCCGGCACCCCUGGCUCCGGAAGACGCCCCCAGCGGCUCACCCCCCACGCCCACCCCUGUGCCCCCAGUCCUGGAGCCCCUUAAUCUGACCUCUGAGCCCUCGGACUACGCUCUGGACCUCAGCACAUUUCUCCAGCAACACCCAGCCGCCUUCUAACCGCGACUCCCCACAACUCCCCCCUCAAAGAAUCCGAAAAACAAAGAAACGCCAGGUGUACCUGGUGCGCGAGAGCGUAUCCCAAACUGGGACUUCCGAAGGCAAUUUAGACUCAACACUGCAGCGGAGACUCCAGUCCGAGCCUGGGAUUAGAGGAGCACCGACACUCCGGGGCGAGGCCGGGUGGGGAAGUCAUUAAUUUAUUUCUCGUUGAUCCUAAUUAAUAUUUAUAUGUAUUUAUGUAUGUCCCCCUAGGUGGAGGGGUGUAUGUAAUAUUUAUUUUAACUUAUGCAGGGGUGUAAGAUGUGCCCCCCUACUGAAAAUGCAGAUCUCUUUGGUAUUUGUUGAGCUUUGUGGGAAAGGUGGAAGCAGGGCUCCCAGAAUUCAGGGAGAUCCUUCUCCCCAGAAGGAAUGGAGAGGAGAGUGCCCGGGCUAAGUAAGGCAAGGAUGGUGGCGGGUCUUAGGUUUAGGGGCUGGUAUUCCGUCCUCCAGGAUGUCACUUCCGCGAAUCUAUUGUGUGAGGAUUUGGCGAACUGUUGGGAAUAAGGUCCUUGGCCGUGGAUCUCCUCGAAGUUGCCCCCAAGGGGUGUCAAAGGUCGGUGGUUCUGUCGGGGGCGGCUGUGGGGUCGCCCGGUAUGUUCUGUGAACACAAAUAAACUCGAUUUACAGUCA
Messenger RNA from Hyaena hyaena (striped hyena), 1186 nucleotides. It is a transcript of the gene IER3, whose product is annotated as immediate early response 3. Gene Ontology annotation, cellular component: nucleus. Lineage: Eukaryota; Metazoa; Chordata; Mammalia; Carnivora; Hyaenidae. Gene Ontology annotation, biological process: DNA damage response; negative regulation of apoptotic process. The transcript has 2 exons. Bases 44 to 514 code for a protein of 156 amino acids. The record is from RefSeq and is a predicted model, not a curated record.